Messenger RNA from Cornus florida, 1152 nucleotides. Its product is annotated as F-box/kelch-repeat protein At3g06240-like. NCBI's taxonomy places the organism in Eukaryota, Viridiplantae, Streptophyta, Magnoliopsida, Cornales, Cornaceae. The coding region runs from base 1 to 1152 and encodes 383 amino acids. The transcript has a single exon. Gene Ontology annotation, molecular function: protein binding. The record is from RefSeq and is a predicted model, not a curated record.
AUGGAGAUGAUAGAAAGAAGAGAAGAGUCAUCAUCCAUCAAGUCCCUACCCAAUGACGUCGUCAUGGACAUACUCUCACGACUGCCUGUCAAGUCCCUGGUACGUUUUAAGUGUGUGUCAAAGUCUUGGCUAACUUUGUUCACUGAUCCAUAUUUUGUGAAGAUGCACCUAAAUCGAUCCUACGAGCCCAACAAAAAACAACUUGUUUUUUCCUGUCAGAUUAAAGAAUGGAGGUCAGCAAUCGUUGUAUUUUCUGGCAACAUUAUUGAGCCGAGUGGAAAAGUUGAUUAUCCACUUAAUUUUGAGUGUCAAUCGGGCAAGUUCUUAGGUUGUUGUGACGGAUUGAUAUUAUAUUCAACUUCUCCUUAUUCUUCUUGUGAAGAAGAACUUCACCUGCUGAAUCCUUCAACUAGAAAAGUCAAAAGAUUACACCCACCAUUCAAAAGUAUAACAGGUGGUGUUACAUAUGGGUUUGGUGGUGCAUAUGGGUUUGGCUACGACGCCUUAAUCGAUGACUAUAAGGUUGUGCACAUCCCAGAUUGUCACAAAAGUAUAACGACUUUAUAUACACGAAAAACAAAUUCUUGGAGAAGAAUUCAAGACAUCCCUUACCAUGUUAUGUGCUCUGCGCCAGCUGCGGCACUUCUGAAUGGAGCUCUCCAUUGGUUAACUAAGGACAUGAGUAAGAUAGUUUCUCUUAAUUUAGAGGAGGAAAAAUUUCAAGUUUUUAUUUUACCUGCAGAAUUUGAAACACAACAACGUAAAGCUUACUUGGUUACGGUUCUCAGAGGAUGUCUCUGUGUCUGUGUCAAGAUUACGGGGAAGUCGGGGUGCUGGUCUUGUGAAUUUUGGGUGAUGAAGGAAUAUGGCAAGAGAGAGUCGUGGACUAAUCUUGGCUUUGCCCUUCCAAGGAAUUGGAAUCGUGUGAAGCCUUUGGAUUUCUCAAACAAGGAUAAUCUUCUAUCUGUGAUAGAUCAAUUCUUACUUGUAUCUAAUGUAGAGAAAAAGGAAAAUACACAUAGAUAUUUAGAAAUUCCCGGUGAUUCUCAACUCGGUAGCCUUAGAUGUUAUGAUCAAGAUAAUGAUGGAGACUCUUUUAUGCUUGUAGUUGAGGAUGCAGAGAUUUUUUUGGAGAGCAUUGUUUCACCCUGA